This is a messenger RNA of Eriocheir sinensis (Chinese mitten crab), 3991 nucleotides long. RefSeq lists its product as uncharacterized. Bases 1339 to 3819 code for a protein of 826 amino acids. The transcript has 4 exons. Lineage: Eukaryota; Metazoa; Arthropoda; Malacostraca; Decapoda; Varunidae. Gene Ontology annotation, molecular function: catalytic activity. The record is from RefSeq and is a predicted model, not a curated record.
UACUGCUUGUUUAUACCUCUGCAGUAUUAUAGUGAAUUAUAUUCCUUAACCCGGUGGUGGUAGCAACGGGGAUCAUGUUUCUUAACCCGGUAGCAGCGACGGGCCAAAUUUGUGGCGUUACCAUGUAGCAGCGAUGGGCUAAAUUUGUGGCUUUACCAUGUAGCAGUGACGGGCCAAAUUUGUGGCUUUACUGUGUAGCAGCGAUGGGCGAAAUUCGUGGUUUUACCGUGUAGCAGCAACAGGCCAAAUUUGUGGCUUUAAUUGCCACAGCAGCAGCAAUCUGAUCACAAAUGCUUUGAUAUAUAUUAUGAAAUGGUUUGUGUGAGGGUGAUUUUUUUUCAUUUUUCUCGCUUGGAGGGACCAUUAAGAAACAUGAUCCCCGCUGCUACCACCACCACCGGGUUAACAUGGAGGAAAAUCAACCACACUGCCACACUGAAUUAUCCCCACUUAUAAAAUCUUCUCUUCCAGUUGACUUGGAAUUCCUCAAGGCGGUGGAACAUUACAGCCUGCGACGAGAACGAGUCUUCAGACCAUUAAGAAACAUGGUCCCCACUGCCGCCACCACCAUCUUCACUCUUUCAUCCCUAUACUGUCCAAACCCCUUAUGCAAGAGUUAACAAGAGUAUCAACAAAAUCUCAGGAUGCAAACGGUAAUUAAAAUUGAUUCAUUGUCAUUGUAAGCAAAGAUCUUUUUAGAAACAUGAAAUCUUUCAUGAUUCUUUGUAACCUGCUUCUUGGUGAAUAAACCUAUUAUUAUUAUUAUUAUUAUUAUUAUUAUUAUUAUUAUUAUCAUUAUUAUUAUUAUUAUUUGCACCUCUUGGACUUUGGGCGCCACCGGAAAACAAGAUUCUGCAAGAGUUCUUCGACUUUGUUGACCGCCAAAACAUGUCAUGCAGGACAGAGAGGCGGUGGCUGAGUGGAUAGCGUGACGGCGCCGCAUUCAGGACGACGCGAGUUCAAUCCCCGCCCGGUGCCACCAAGCUGGGAUUUUUCAGCCACCGCCGAGUGGCUUAAAACUACCCACAUGCUGUUCAGAAGACCACCCAUCAACCUGGACUCUAGAUUCUAGGAUUAAAGAUGAGCUCCGGGAGGGCAGCAUGAGCCAAUGCAAGAUGACACCUACCGAAUGGGCGCAAGCCACUCCCGGUGAGGUAUAUAUGGGAGGUGAGGAGGGUGCUGAAGCCCUCCAUAGACCCUUCCCAUUACCUCAUUAACCGUUUCCCUAUUGUCUCAUCUACACCAGGGAGUAGUUCAGCAUGCUCUCUAGACAGAUCCUCUCUCUAUCCACACCACACUACAUUCACACAUCACACACACCUUUUCCCAAAAUUCAAAAUGGCGCACCUUCACCUUGCCUCGGAGUCACCGCCUGGGGGGGGGGGGACCACAAAUUCCCCCAGGGAGGACUCCCCUUCUGGCUGCCGACCCGAGAGGUGUCUUGAUAGCUCCUCGAACCUUUUUCUUAUCAAUUUCUGCAACAUUUGCGGUCUUCGUUCUAAUUUUCAUUCUGUGGAACACCAUCUCUCCUCCUCUAAACCUCACCUUCUCUUCCUCACCAAAACACAGGUUUCUGAGGCUACUGACAGCAACCUCUACUCUGUUCCCUCCUACUAUCUCUAUCUUAAAUUUCAAUCCAAAGCUGGAUGUUGCGCCUACGUGCGCAACGACAUCACUUGCUCUCGUGCCCACGACCUUGACUCUUUUGAAUUUUCCAUCAUCUGGCUAAGACUUCAUUGUCAUUCUAUUACUAAAUACAUUUGUGCUGUUUAUCUCUCACCUAACUCUACUAACUAUGUAAAAUUCUUUGACUACUUGAACUCUAAAGUGGAGCACAUCUUGACCCACUCUCCCUUUGCUGAAAUCUCCACCUUGGGAGAUUUCAAUGUUCACCACCAGCUUUGGCUUUCAUCCUCUUUCACUGACCAGCCUGGUGAACAAGCCUACAACUUUGCUAUCCUCAACGACCUAGAGCAGUUAGUUCAGCACCCUACUCGUAUUCCCGACCGUCUUGGAGACCGGCCCAACAUACUAGACCACUUCCUUACCUCAAACCCUUCUGCUUACUCUGUCAAACUGUUCUCUCCGUUGGGCUCCUCCAAUCACAACCUUAUUUCUGUAUUCUGUCCUAUUGCUCCUGUACACCUUCUGGACCCACCAAAGAGGCGAUGCUUCUGGCAUUUUGCUUCAGCUCAAUGGGACGACCUGAGGAUGUACUUUUCCGAUUUCCCGUGGAAUGAUUAUUGCUUCCAGGAGAGAGACCCCUCUGUGUGUGCCCAGCGCAUCACAGAGGUGAUUGUCUCAGGAAUGGAGGCAUACAAUCCACGUUCUUUCUCUACUCCUCACGCUAAAAAGUCUUGGUUUAAUCACGCUUGUUCUCGUGCUGUCAAAGAUAGAGAGGCAGCUCACAAAAGGUACCAGAGCCUUCGAACUCUCGCUAAUCAUGACCUUUACAUUUCAGCCCGGAAUCGUGCCAAAUCUAUUCUUCAACUUACCAAAAACUCCUUUCUCCACAGCAAAUGCCAACACCUUGCUUUCUCAAAUUCGUCCAGAGACUUCUGGGCCCAUAUUCUACAUACCGUCAUAACUUCUUCUGAUGGUCAUAGCGGAACAAAAUGGCGCAUUUCAGACAUAACUCCGUCAGAAACUCUUAUGGUCGACCAUAAACUCUUAUGGACGACCAUAAAAUUGCGCGGGACGCUGAGGUCGGGUUCACCCUGCCAUAACUCUGCUUAUGAUCGUCAGAAGCGCGUCAACAUGGCAGCCCCACGUCAACACGCUCCCCAGCCUUUUCGAAGAAGAGACGUACUGAACGAGCUCAGCGAUGCUGAGCUUAUCAGGAGAUACAGACUUGACAAGGAAGGUAUUUUGUACGUCACUAAUCUUGUGAGGGAAGCCUUGUCAAGUGACACCAAGAGAAGAAACCCACUCACCCCGGAGAUGAAGGUGAUCAUCACACUGCGGUAUCUUGCCACGGGAAAAAUGCAAAUGUGCAGCAGCGACGACCUCGGCCCAUCACAGCCCAGCAUCAGCAGAGCCAUCACCCAGACCAUUGACGCCCUUGCAAACGUCAAUAUUCUCAAGCAGUUCAUCAGCUUCCCCACCACCCAAGACAUUACUGGGGCGAACAAGGCAGACUUCCUCACCAUUGCAAAUUUUCCCGGGGUUAUUGGUGACGUUGAUGGGACACACGUAAGGAUUGUGGCACCAAAGGAGGAGGAAGACGCGUUUGUCAACGGCAAGGGCUAUCACAGUAUUAAUGUGCAGGUCAUAUUCGAUGCCAACUAUCGAAUACUGGAUAUCCUAGCGAAGUGGCCUGGCUCAGUGCAUGAUGCACGAAUUUUGAAUGGCUGUGGAGUGGCAGAAUUGUUCCGGAGAGGGCAUGUGCCACCAGGUAGUCACUUGUUGGGAGACAGUGGCUAUCCCAGCAAGCCAUGGCUCCUGACACCUUACCUGCGACCUCUGCCUGGACCUCAGUCACGCUAUAAUAGGGCCCACAAACAGACACGGAGUGUUGUGGAACAGGGAAUAGGACAGCUCAAGCGCCGCUUUCAUGUCCUACACAGCGAGGUCCGAGUAACUCCCCCGGUGAAGGUGUGCCAGCUGAUUCAUGUAUGUGGCAUGCUCCACAACAUCUGCAAGGACAGGAAUAUUCCCAUUCCUCUCGAUGCAGCUCAACCUAACGCUGAAGAAGCAGAUUUUGCCGUGGCACAACCUGAAGGUGUGCAAGUUGUGCCGCCACUUCCAGCUGGUCAGCGGAAUGAAGGUCGCCUGUAUCGAGAUGAAUUCUGCAACUUGCAUUUCUACAAUGAAGACUGAAACCUGUUCCUCAGCACGACUGGCCAAGUACAUGCCAAGCUGCCUCCUGUGCCCUUACAGCUGCCUCCUGCGCCCUCGCAGCUGCCUCCUGCACCCCUGCAGCUCCUGCAAAGGCCCGAGCACAAGCAGCCACCUCCUCUGCGGCUGCCUUCAUGGCCCGUGCAGCCUCCUC